This is a messenger RNA of Durio zibethinus, 2879 nucleotides long. The record is from RefSeq and is a predicted model, not a curated record. Lineage: Eukaryota; Viridiplantae; Streptophyta; Magnoliopsida; Malvales; Malvaceae.
UCCAGGACUACGAGCUUUUACCAAGUCCUAUUGACGACUAUGGAGCAAACACUAAUGUAGAAAGUGUCGCACAACCGGCAAAAUCCUGCCAUCACCUAAAACAAAAGCAAAACUACCAUAUUUUAGUCUCUUCCCUGAACCAUAUAUCCCUUACUCAUUUUAGACUUUUCUUUGGUUUCCACUUCCCCGAUGGAUUCUCAAUCUUUUUGCUCAUUUCUCUUUGUUUUUUCUUUCUAUCUGAUUUGCUUCUCCGUCGCCAGCUGCUUGGAAUUCACUUAUCCUCCGGCCAGCUUCGACCCAAACGACGCCAAUGUUAUUGUUAGAGGUUCAACUAGAGGUCAAUCAGAAUUUGGGGAGCCGGUGAUUCGACUCAUUGAUCCUGAUCCUGUUACAGGGACACGCCAAAAUGCUAGUGGCCGAGUUUACUACCACGAACCUUUUCAACUGUGGGAUCCCAGAACAAAUAUGAUCACGGAUUUCACCACUAGUUUUGACUUCGCAAUCUUGUUUGGCGAGCAGCAGUAUAAUUCAAGUGUGAGUUCUGGUGGUGUUGCCUUGUUUAUAACUUCAGAGGAGUCGCUGACUGCUCCUAGAAAUUCUGGUGGAGGAUGGUUGGGGCUAUUCAACGAGACCAUUAAUGGGAAUUCAUCGAACCAAAUUGUUGCCGUUGAAUUAGAUACGUUCAGAAACGAAUGGGAUCCUAGCAACAUCCAUAUUGGCUUUGAUGUCAACUCUAUUGAUUCCAAGAAUAGCACAAAUUGGAAUGAGGAUCUGGUCAGUAAUAGUACCUAUCACCGUGCCACGCUCUCUUACAAUGGAACAUCUAAGGCUCUUAGUAUUGUUGUCGAACUCGCAGAUAUUUUUGGUCAAUCAGAAGCGUUGAGUCUCACUUACAAUGUGGAUUUAAGUACAGUGUUGCCGCCGAAGGUGUAUAUUGGUUUCUCAGCAUCAAGCGGACAGGCAACGCCAGCUCAAUUGAUAAUAAGUUGGAAUUUUACCUCAAACAUGAGUCCAAUUGAAGAAGGUGAUAACAAUAAUAAAGGUUUUGAGAUGUGGAAGGUGUGGUUAAUCAUAGCAGUGGUGGUCUUUUUUGUAGGGGUGGGACUGAUAGUUGGUAUUUUGUGGAGAAAUUCAAGAAGAAAGAAACCUGACGCAAAAGAAGAAGAUUAUCAUGAUGAAGAACUAGGAAUCGAUGACAGCAUGGACAUGGAUUUUGCAAAGGGAACUGGACCGAAGAGAUUCACCUUUAAGGCAUUGGUUAGUGCAACUGGAAACUUUUCAGAAGAGGGAAAACUUGGGCAGGGAGGGUUCGGAGGUGUCUAUAGGGGUUACUUGGCAGAGGAAAACACCGAAAUUGCAGUCAAGAAAAUAGCUAGCAACUCCAAUCAAGGGAAAAAGGAAUAUGUUUCUGAGGUGAAGACCAUAAGUCGUUUGAGACACCGGAAUUUAGUUCAACUCAUUGGUUGGAGCCAUGAAAAUGCUAAUUUCCUUCUAGUUUACGAGUACAUGCCUAACGGAAGCCUAGACACUCACCUUUAUGGCAAGGGUAAUCGUCUUCCAUGGCCAAUCAGAUAUAAAAUUGUUAAAGGAUUGGCUUCUGCCUUGCUCUAUCUCCAUGAGGAAUGGGAGCAAUGUGUGAUUCACAGAGACGUCAAGCCAAGCAAUAUAAUGCUGGAUUCAAACUUCAAUGCCAAACUAGGUGAUUUUGGUCUGGCUAAACUUCUAGAACAUGGCCUUGGCUCGCAAACAACAAUUUUAGCUGGGACUAUGGGCUAUUUGGCCCCUGAAUACGUGAUCACAAGCAAAGCUAGCAAGGAAUCUGAUGUGUUUAGCUUUGGGGUUGUGGCCCUAGAGGUGGCUUGUGGGCGCAGAGCUGUGGAAAAUAACAAAGAAGAGACUAAAAUGGUCUUGUCCAAUUGGAUUUGGGAGCUACAUGCGAAUGGAAAGCUUCUUGAAGCAGUAGAUCAAACAUUGAAUGGAGAAUUUAAUGAAGACGAGAUGAGAUGCUUGCUAUCUGUUGGAUUAUGGUGCACUCAUACAGAUUAUAAGCUAAGGCCUUCCAUAAGGCAGGCAAUUCAAGCUCUCAAUUUUGAAGUCCCGUUGCCCAUUCUUCCACCCCAAAUGCCAAUGGCUUUGUAUUUUCCUCCAGUUGUUUUGAAUCAAUUCGAUUUUACAAACACGUAUGAGGCCAGGAGCCAAGCCACUUGUUCAACAGCCACUACCUCAAAUCCAAGCACCUUAUUUGAAUGCUUUCAUCCAAUUUCCUCAUCUGAAGAGGUUUCAGCUUUGGUUCACACUCACGGCUGUUAAAUCAACAUGUUUUUCCCUUUUAAUUAUUUCAUUAUUGUUCAUUCUUGCCUGAAACAUGUUCCUUUCUAAAUGUAUAUCAAUUUUAUCUGUGACCAAUGUGGUUUGUUUUGGUAUUUUGAAGAAGAAUGAAACAGAAGGGGAAAUUAAGGAAAAAAAAUCUAAUGAAAGGGUCAGAAAACGUGUUUGGACCUUUUGUUCACUUGAUUUAACCUUUAAGCCAUCUUUCAUAACUAGAAAUUCAUCAUACAUCCACCCCUUUUCCAAAAGCAAAUUUUACUAGUCAGACAUGAAGUCAAUUUUCUUUUCAUAAUACAUGUGAAUCAGUCAAGUUCACUAUAACAUGUUCUUCUAAAUUUAAUUUACCAGAAAAAAAAAUGCACUGCUAUAACUAUCCGUUCAAUUCUGAUUUUAGUAUUUGGGUUUCUUACUUGCAUGAACCAUUAAUUUUUGAAAAACAAAUUUUCUAACUAUAAAAGGUUUUCAUUUUCUUCUACUUCCUGCUGCAAUUUUUCUUUUUGGUUUUAUAGUCAGACUAUCCAUUUUUCCACUGAAAAGAAAAGGUCAUCUUU